This is a messenger RNA of Fulmarus glacialis (Northern fulmar), 940 nucleotides long. RefSeq names its product CD166 antigen. Lineage: Eukaryota; Metazoa; Chordata; Aves; Procellariiformes; Procellariidae. Gene Ontology annotation, biological process: cell adhesion. Gene Ontology annotation, cellular component: plasma membrane. The annotation marks the transcript as partial. The transcript is spliced from 7 exons. The record is from RefSeq and is a predicted model, not a curated record.
UCCUCUCUUUCUGUUUCUCCUCCAGCUCUGGGAUUGUACACAGUAAAUGCAGUAUAUGGAGAUACUAUUACUAUGCCUUGUCGUCUAGAAGUACCAGAUGGUCUUAUGUUUGGAAAAUGGAAAUAUGAAAUGCCAAAUGGAUCUCCAGUAUUUAUUGCCUUCAGAUCAUCAACAAAAAAAAAUGUACAGUAUGAUGAUGUACCAGACUACAGAGACAGGUUGAGUCUCUCAGAAAACUAUACAUUAUCCAUCAAGAAUGCAAGAAUCAGUGAUGAGAAGAGAUUUGUAUGUAUGCUAGUUACAGAAGAUGAUGUUUCCGAAGAGCCAACGAUAGUUAAAGUCUUCAAACAACCUUCUCAACCAGAAAUCUUACAUCAAGCAGACUUCUUGGAAACAGAGAAGCUACAAAUGCUCGGGGAGUGCGUCGCACGAGAUAGUUAUCCCGAAGGCAAUGUUACGUGGUACAAAAAUGGGAGAGUUUUGCAGCCCGUGGAAGAAGUUGUGGUCAUAAAUUUGCAAAAGAUUGUGGACAGAUCAACUGGACUCUUCACCAUGACAUCAUCUCUUCAGUACAUGCCAACAAAGGAAGAUGCAAAUGCCAGGUUUUCUUGCAUUGUGACAUAUUAUGGACCAUCUGGCCAGAAAACAAUAGAGUCUGAACCAGUUGUCUUCGAUGUUCACUAUCCAACAGAGAAGGUGACUAUUCAAGUGCUGUCACAUAGUGGUACCAUUAAAGAAGGCGAUAACAUCACUCUGAAGUGCUCAGGAAAUGGCAACCCUCCUCCGCAGGAGUUUCUGUUUUACAUUCCAGGAGAAGCAGAAGGUAUAAGAAGCUCAGAUACUUACAUAAUGACAGAUGUGAGACGAAAUGCAACAGGAGAAUACAAGUGCUCUCUGACUGACAAAAGCAUGAUGGACUCAACCACCAUCACUGUGCACU